AUGGAGGUUUCUACCGUGACAGAGUAUGACAUCACCUCCUCCUCGCACACCUCCUCGCCGCUCCUCCUUGGCCUCUGCCCUUUCUCUUUCUCCUUCUCGCUGACCUACUCGCUCUCUUCCUCGCUCUCCUCCUUGCUUUCCUCCUCACUGUCCUCCUCGCUCACCUCCACGUUCGACUCCUCUCUCACCUCCUUGCUCUGCGUCUCGCUCACCUCCUCACUCCCCGCCUCCUGGAUCACCUCCUCACUCUCCUCCUACCCCACUCCUAGUUCACCUUCUUGCUCUCCUCUUCGCUUACCUCCUCGCUCCCCUCCUCGCUCAGCUCCUCUCUCACCUGCUCCCUCACGUCCUCUCUUUCCUCCUCGCUCACCUCUUUCCCCACACAUCAGUAAGCUCCUCCCUCUCCUUCUUGCUCACCUCCUUGGCCUCAGCCCUUUCUCUCUUUCCUCCUCGCUCAGUUCCUCGCUCAAGUCCUCACUCACCUCCUCCACGCUCUCCUCCUUGCCACUCCUCCUUGGCUUCGGUCCUCUCUCUCUCUCCUCCUCACUCUCCUCCUCGCCCACCUCCUGGCUCGCCUUCUCCUCCCUUACACUCCAUGGCCUCAGUCCUCUCUCUCUCUCUCCUCCUCUCGCUGCUCCUCACUCCUCCAUGCCCUCAGCUCUCUCUCGCUCUCCUCCUCGCUCCUCCAUGGCCUCAGUCCUCUCUCUCUCUCCUCCUCCCUCUCCUCCUUUCUCCUCCAUGACCUCAGUCCUCUCUCUCUCUCCUCCUCCCUCUCCUCCUCGCUCCUCCAUGGCCUCAGUCCUCUCUCUCUCUCCUCCUCCCUCUCCUCCUCGCUCCUCCAUGGCCUCAGUCUUCUCUCUCUCUCCUCCUCUCUCUCCUCCUCGCUCCUCCAUGGCCUCAGUCUUCUCUCUCUCUCCUCCUUCCUCUCUUCCUCGCUCCUCCAUGGCCUCAGUCCUCUCUCUCUCUCUCGCUCUCCUCCUCCCUCUCCUCCUCGCUCCUCCAUGGCCUCAGUCCUCUCUCUCUCUCUCCUCUCUCUCCUCCUCCCUCUCCUCCUCGCUCCUCCAUGGCCUCAGUCUUCUCUCUCUCUCUCUCUCCUCCUCCCUCUCCUCCUCGCUCCUCCAUGGCCUCAGUCCUCUCUCGCUCUCCUCCUCCCCUCUCCUCCUCGCUCCUCCAUGGCCUCAGUCUUCUCUCUCUCUCCUCCUUCCUCUCUUCCUCGCUCCUCCAUGGCCUCAGUCCUCUCUCUCUCUCUCUCUCUCUCUCUCUCCUCCUCCCUCUCCUCCUCGCUCCUCCAUGGCCUCAGUCUUCUCUCUCUCUCCUCCUUCCUCUCUCCUCGCUCCUCCAUGGCCUCAGUCCUCCUCUCUCUCUCUCUCUCUCUCUCUCUCCUCCUCCCUCUCCUCCUCGCUCCUCCAUGGCCUCAGUCCUCUCUCUCUCUCCUCCUCCUCUCCUCCUCGCUCCUCCAUGGCCUCAGUCUUCUCUCUCUCUCCUCCCUCCCUCUCCUCCUCGCUCCUCCAUGGCCUCAGUCUUCUCUCUCUCUCCUCCUCUCUCUCCUCCUCGCUCCUCCAUGGCCUCAGUCUUCGCUCUCUCCUCCUUCCUCUCUUCCUCGCUCCUCCAUGGCCUCAGUCCUCUCUCUCUCUCUCUCCCCUCCUCCUCUCCUCCUCGCUCCUCCAUGGCCUCAGUCCUCUCUCUCUCUCUCUCUCCUCCUCCCUCUCCUCCUCCUCUCUCUCCAUGGCCUCAGUCCUCUCUCUCUCUCCUCCUCUCUCUCCUCCCUCUCCUCCUCGCUCCUCCAUGGCCUCAGUCUUCUCUCUCUCUCCUCUCUCUCUCUCUCCUCGCUCCUCCAUGGCCUCAGUCUUCUCUCUCUCUCCUCCUUCCUCUCUUCCUCGCUCCUCCAUGGCCUCAGUCCUCUCUCUCUCUCUCUCUCUCCUCCUCCCUCUCCUCCUCGCUCCUCCAUGGCCUCAGUCCUCUCUCUCUCCUCCUCUCUCUCCUCCUCCCUCUCCUCCUCGCUCCUCCAUGGCCUCAGUCUUCUCUCUCUCUCCUCCUCCCUCUCCUCCUCGCUCCUCCAUGGCCUCAGUCCUCUCUCUCUCUCCUCCUCUCUCUCUCCUCCCUCUCCUCCUCGCUCCUCCAUGGCCUCAGUCUUCUCUCUCUCUCUCUCUCUCUCCUUCCUCUCUUCCUCGCUCCUCCAUGGCCUCAGUCCUCUCUCUCUCUCCGCUCUCUCCCCUCCUCUCUCCUCGCUCCUCCAUGGCCUCAGUCUCUCCUCUCCUCUCCCUCUCCUUCUCGCUCCUCCAUGGCCUCAGUCUUCUCUCUCUCUCUCCUCCUCCGGCGGUCGCUCCUCUCUGGGGGGUUAAGGUCGGUCUGAUCCUCUCCUUUGUGAAUCUCGGGGAGCCCCCCACUGGGCCGCGUGGGUGGGGCUCACACAUGACUGCGUCUGCGGAGGAUCCAGGCCUGAUCCCUGCCUCUGUCGGCUCCGGAGGUGGGCUCUUCAGGAAGGAAGGGUGGAGGGGGGGUCUCUGUCUCCCCUCUCUGUCUCCCCCCUUAGGUGAGACUAAAGAGUGA
Molecule: messenger RNA, 2550 nt
Organism: Knipowitschia caucasica
Lineage: Eukaryota; Metazoa; Chordata; Actinopteri; Gobiiformes; Gobiidae
Source: the annotation of a GenBank genome assembly